This is a messenger RNA of Cladocopium goreaui, 705 nucleotides long. Lineage: Eukaryota; Dinophyceae; Suessiales; Symbiodiniaceae. The record is from the annotation of a GenBank genome assembly.
AUGCUCUUGGCGCCGCGUUUGGCGCCGAAAACGCCAUGGUUUCGGUACCGCAGAUUGCGACGUGUGCGGCACGGUCUCCGAGGAUGCGCCAGCAGCGCACUGGUGACGGGCCAGGCGGAGGCGGAGGACGCGGCAGAAGCAGCUGCAGAGAAGUUGGCCACUUCGAUGACAUCGCCUUCUUUGGUGCUCUUCUUUGCCAAGGGCUAUGGACCACGUGCCAGAUCCAUGGGCAGCAUCUUCCAAGAGCGUUUCAAGGACGCCACAGUGCUGGGCUGCAACAGCGAAGGUGGCGUCAUCGCCGAGGGUCAGGAGCAACAGACCCAAACCUUUGGUUUGGCCGCGCUGGCGCUCGCGGGAGGCGACGAGUCGCAGAGCUCACGGGAGAUGUUCCAUGAUGGAACCUGGAAACCGAUCAACGUAGUUCCCCCGAGUCGACUCGUGUCACAUGUCGCGACUCGCACGGGCGCUGUUGUUGCCACUGCCGACACUUGCACUGGUGCAGCUGCGAGGGAAUCGGACAUGGCAGGAAGACCUUGGAGGUCGGAGGAGAAAUCUGGCAGUCCUCUUUCGUCGGUGCCCACUCGCGCCCUCGCCGCCUACCUCGAGGCUCCUGGCUACACGGACCCGGCCACGCUCAAUGAUUGGUGGGCCAAUGAAGCCCACCAGCAAUGGGCGUGGCAGUGGGACUUCUACCUGGAGGUCUAG